UUCUGCACUCUGUUAUGGUUACAAUGUUAUACAUUCCCUGUAACAUCACUAUAUGAAGACCUUGGUAUAUGUUGGUAUGGCAUAACUCCAACUAGAACAGUUACUUAAUUAGUACAUUGGUUACUUUUUGUAGUGUGUGAACAUAUUUACAUGUUAAAGGCUAGCUAACCUUAUCGAGAUAACAGCAGGUACAGAUGUGUGCAGAUUUGUGAUCAGCAAGCUAGCACUAGCUGGGCGAAUUGUGACCUAGCUAAUUGUUUUAUUUAGAAAUCAUUUGAUUAGUCAACAUAACAUGGCCGAAUCCGAGGACGCAGCUCAGAGAGAGGUAUCAGUGGAGACCGAUGGAGAGUCCACGGAAGCUGUUUCAGAGGCAGAAAAAUCAGCGGAAGUUGGAGACCCAGAGCCUGUUGGUGGAUCCCCUGCUAGGCUGUCUGAACAUGGAGAAGCAGAUGACUUUGUUGCUGAGGAAAAGGAAACAGAAAGUAAAGAAACUGAACAUACCAAAACAGAGGCAGCCGCGGUUCCCUCUCCUGCAUCUGAACCUUCACAGUCGUCCUUCUCUACAGAAGAGAUAUUCAGCCCAGUUUUGGUUCACGGUGCUGAGCCGGGUAGCACCUCAGAGUCUGAAAAGGAGGCGACCGAGGUGAAAGCGGAGCAAGAGUUUGAGUUAAAAACAGACAAUGUUGCAGUAAAGGAAAAGAGCUCAGAGGAAAGCCCCACAGAACCAGAUGCGAGUGAGGACACAGAUAUGGAGACAGCGUCUGAUCACAAGGAGAUAGACACUGAGGAAAAGUUGGAAGCGUCUGAUCACAAGGAGAUAGACACUGAGGAAAAGUUGGAAGCGUCUGAUCACAAGGAGAUAGACACUGAGGAAAAGUUGGAAGCGUCUGAUCACAAGGAGAUAGACACUGAGGAAAAGUUGGAAGCGUCUGAUCACAAGGAGAUAGACACUGAGGAAAAGUUGGACGCUGGCAUUGACACCAAGGACAGCGGCACAGAACCAGAACAGGAGCCUCAUAGCUGUAAGCUGAGGGUUCCUACAGUUGAGGACCUCGAUGAGAUGAUGGAUAUUGGUACAGUGGAUCAGGUGGAACAGGAAGCUCAUAUGAAAGAGGAGGAACGGAGCAGUUUGAUAGAUGCAGAAAGCAGUGAUUCACCUGUUGUUUCAAAUACAGUCUCAGCAGCAGAGGACAGUAACUCUGUUGAGGAAGAAACUGAUGUGAAACCCACUGUAUUGCCACCACCUGCAGAGGAGGAUGUGAAAAUGGGUUUAGAUUUGAUGCAGUCCAGCUUAUCUCCCUUGUCUGAAGCCACAACCAGUACAGGAAGGGACAGCUCAUCACCUACAAACAUGACGAAUGGGAUGAAAGUAGUAAAGCUAUCAAUACCAAGAUUAGAUACUGAGAGUUUAAAGGCAGCAGCUCAGCCUGUCACGUUACCUCCUUCUCCACCUUUGGUCAAGGUGAAGGAUGAGCCUGUGGAUGAGGAGUACGAACAGGCUCUAAUAUCCACUACGUCUACAGCAAGUGUGAAGGAUGAGCCUAAUACUGCAAAGGAUGACUUGAAGAUCGGCUCAGUCUUCUCUGUGACCCCAGUAACACAGGCGCUGCCCAUCGCCAACCCUUCCUCUUUGCACAUGUCUUGUUCCCACUGCAAGAAAAGCCUGAUAAAGGGACAGACAGCUUUCCAGCGGAAGGGCUCCCCAGCACUCUUCUGCUCCACCGCCUGCCUCACGACAUCUCUCCCCACAGUCAAAGGAGUCACUAAGAUCUGUUACAACUGCCAGAAGGUGAUAUUCCGGCCUCAGGACGUUAUCCUGGCUCCAGAUGGUAAAGGAGCCAUGAAGGAAUUCUGCAGCCAGAACUGCUUGACUUCCUUCAACUACAAGAAAAAUGCCUCCAACUAUAGGCAAACCACUGCUACCAAAAAACUACAGCCAAUAGCACCACAGUCUCUCUGCAGCAUGUGCACCAGAUACUGCAUUAGCAAGCAUGAGGUGAUCCUGAGCGGUGCUGUUCACAAACUCUGCAGUGAUGCCUGUUUUAACCGUUUCCGAACCGUAAACAACUUGUCCAUGGCUGGCUGUGCGAACUGUGGCUCCUUUAGCCACACCAAACCACUCAUGCUAAAGGUGGAAGAGGGCAACAAAACUCUGUGCAACACUGAGUGUUUGGCCAAGUACAAGGAGAAAACUAACAUAACCCAGCCCUGUACGAUGUGUCGCACUGCUCGUCUGCUGGCAGAGACGGUUGAUGACAAAAACAGUGACGACUCUGUGAGCUUAUUCUGUAGCAGCAGCUGUGUGAUGGCAUUCAAGGUUCAAACUGUCAGUGCAUCAGGUGCUCGAUUGAAUUGUGAUAGCUGUGGGAAAAACACUGUGCCGGCCUACCACCUGGCCAUGUCAGAUACCUCUAUCAGGAACUUCUGUACGCUACCAUGUGUCAUGGCUUUUCAGGAAAAGUUCAAGAAUUCCCAGAAACAGGUGAAUGUUUUCACCAAAUUGCCCAUAGGAUCCACCCAAAUCCAGGUGCCACCUCCCCAACCUCAGCAAGAUUUUCCCGUAGGACCACCGAAACUGAACUGUCUCCAGUGUACCCGCAACAUAACUUUCAAACCUGAACUCAUCCAGAUCAAGGACAAGAUGGUUUUUGUGUGUAGCACGGACUGUGCUCAUGAAUACAAAAAGGCACACUUCGUGACAAGUCUGUGUGAAUACUGUAAGAUCGAAAAGAUCACCAGAGACGCCAAGAGAAUUAACAACAAAGACUGCUAUUUCUGCAGCGACGGUUGUAAGCUCCUGUUUAGACACGACCUGACUAAAAACUGGGGGAAACACUGCCACUCCUGCGUCUACUGCCACUGUGUCUCAAAGAAGCUGGUGACAGCACAGUACGGAUGCUCAACAGAGGAGUUCUGCUCUGAGGAUUGCAGGUCCAAAUACACCAUGCUUUUCUGCCAUGUUGCCAAGUGUGACACCUGUGGGCACAAAGGGAAACUGAAACAGAGUCUUCCCAUGCUGGGGGAGGUCAAACACUUCUGUGACCUGACUUGUCUGCUGCAGUUCUGCAGUGAUAAGGUGGCCUCACAAGGUGAGGUCUUCAAAGAUGCAGAGGAGGCCACACCUGUCAUUGCCAAUGUCAUCUCGCUUGCAGGCUCUCCAACAGGAAAUUCCAGUGUUUCUGACAAAACUGCCCAGCAAAGUACAGUCUCCAACUUUCCAUCCAAGAGCACAGGAAAUAUCAGUAUUCAGACAGACACAGUGAAACCUCAUCCUUCUCCUGCACCAAAAGUCCUGAAGAACAAGGCCUUGCUCUGCAGACCACUGGUGCAAAAUAAAGGGGUCUCCUGUAAAACACAGACCGUUGAAGCUGAGGCACAGACAGAUGGCAUCUUCCCUAAAAUCAUGGUUCUGCCUGUUCCGGUGCCAGUGUAUGUUCCGGUACCCAUGAACAUGUACAGCCAGUGUACCCCCACACCAGUGGGCUUACCUCUGCCGAUGCCUGUGCCCAUGUUCCUUCCUGUGACGAUGGACAGCGCUGAACGCAUUGUAGAGACCAUCCAGCAGAUCAAGGAAAAGAUCCCGUCUGACCCCUUUGAGGCUGAGCUCAUCCUCAUGGCUGAGAUGGUGGCAGAGGAAGAUGAGGAGAACAAGAAACAGGAGAGACCAAAGGAGAGAGUGGUGGAGAGAGAGAUGGAGAGGCAGGAAGCACUAGCCCCAGAUGACCACGUCAGUAACUAUAGUGACGACUUGGAUACGGAUGACUUGGCCAGUUUCCUCAACAACUGGGAGGACGCCUCCUCUGACACAGGCCCCAAGUCAACCAGUCGACCGUUCACCCACGAGAAGCUCAUUCCAAUUAUAGAUGUUCCUGUGGGCAUGCCCAGUGAGCCUUGCGCCGAGCCCCCGCCUCUGGCUCCACCUCCCAUGGAUGUUGAGGCUGACUUUACUGUUGAAUCUCUGGAGAGGAUGGCCCGGCUGAGAGAGCAGUCUCAGCAACCUCAGAGUCCUCCGCCUGCUGCUUCACGACGGCGACAAGCUCACAGGAAGGCCAGAGAAAAGGCGGGUCGUAAGUCUCAGCGGUUGUCUAAGGCAGCCGAAGCGAAGUCUCAGAAAGGCUCUUCCAACAAGGCUGUGGCUGUAGACAUCCCAAAACUGAAGAGUGAAUAUGGAGUUGACGCCUGGAAGCGAUGGAUUCAAUGGAGACAAACUCAGCCCAACCUGGAGAAGCCACGCUUCGGUUCACGUCCCAUGGAGUUAAAGGAGGAUGUUCUACGCUGCACCACAGCUGAGCUGAGCUAUGGCCUCUGCUGCUUCAUCACUGAAGUGAAGCGACCAAACGGAGAGCCGUACUCCCCCGACAGCCUGUUCUACCUCUGCCUCGGCAUCCAACAAUACCUGUUUGACAAUGGUCGUGUGGAAAACAUAUUCAUGGAUCGCUUCUACAACAAGUUCUCCACUGAAUUCACCAACAUGCUGAGAGGUUUCAAACCCUCAGUCACAGCCAGUGGUUACAUCCAUUCCCGUGUGGAGGAGGAGUUUCUGUGGAACUGUAAACAGCUCGGGGCGUACUCCCCCAUAGUCCUCCUCAACACUCUGCUCUUCUUCUGCUGCAAAUACUUUGGCUUCACCACGGUGGAACAGCACCAUCAGCUGUCCUUUGCCCACGUCAUGCGCUGCACCAAAACCAACUCGGACAACACGAAGACCACCUUCCUGCGCUUCUACCCGCCCAUAUCCAUAAAUGAGGCAGAGCCAGAUCUGGAGGUUCCAGCUAAGAGGCGUAAAGAGGAGGAGAAUAAGGAGGAUAUCCUGGAGAUGAUGGAGAACACAGAGAACCCUCUCCGCUGUCCAGUCAGACUCUACGAGUUCUAUCUCUCAAAGUGCUCAGAGUCGGUCAAACAGCGCACCAACCUGUUCUACCUUCACCCUGAGCGCUGCUGCGUCCCCAACAGCCCCCUGUGGUUCUCCUCCACCCCUUUGGACGACAGCACCAUGGAGGCCAUGCUCAUUCGCAUCCUCACCGUCAGGGAGCUGCACCUCAAGAAGAGGAAAGAGGGAGAAACGGAGCAGCAUGCACCUGAUGACCCACCUUUUAUACCCGAUAAGGAGGUGUUAGAGUGAUGAAAAGCAGACGCGAUCUUUUACUGGUGUAGCAGUUUAUGUUGUAAAUGAUUGUAGAUUGACUGAAAUGUUCAUUCAAACAUGGCUCAAUAAACACAAAUGGACAGAAUAAGUCAUAGACCACAAUGUGCUGAACUGCAAAGGAAGUCACUUCGUAAAACUGUUGAACUUCUCUGCCAGACAGAGAAGCGUGGUUUGUCUUCAAAUGCACAGUGUCUGUGUAACUUGGAAGCAAAGAUGCAAGACUUGGCUAAGCUUUAGACACAUGGCUGAACUUCUGUCUGCUAAACAAUUCUCAUGGAUAAUAUGAUUUUUGUUCCUGCCUUGUGUUUGAUUCCAUAUAUUCCUGUGCAAAUUGGACUUUUUUAUAAGGCAGAUCUUUGUUCUUGAGGGGAUGAAGUAGUAAGCCGUCACCAAAAGACAAGCUGUGAUGUAGAUAUAAAUCAUCAGCCAUCAUGCUGAGUCCACACCUGUAGUACAGUUUUUACAGAGUUUCACCAAUCCAUCAGUGGCAUGAUUUAGUGUCAGUAUCCCAGAGUCAAAGAGGAAAUGCACUACUUGUGCAGUUGUUAUACACUGAUUUUAGUUGGAAAAUCAUUAAUGGAAGUACAAAAUCACCACCUCACACACUUUAUAACAUAAUUCCUGAAAUGAAUCGUAAAUUGCAGAUUGAAACCGACCUGUGAAAUGACAGUGGAUCUUUCUUUUGUAAUGAUCUCAAGAUUAGUUGAAUUUUUUACAGGCCCCUCCAUUUUCCCAUGGUAAAAUGUAGAAGAUGAAUUUAUACAAAAACACUUCCAUAUUGGUGUUUUGUGUCCAUCAGGAACUCUUACCUUUAAAAGGUCAGGUGACAAUUGUGAGAUUACAGUGACUGGGGAAAGAUGGAGGCAUGAUGAUGAGGAGGAUUUUAUAUUUUUAAAUAUGUUAAAAGAAAGCAUCAAACUGUUUCCUGUAUUUCCUUUUACCUUGUCUAUGGAAAUGCUCUUAAAUUUGAUGAAAAAUGGUUAGAAAUUGAUCUGAACACAUUUAAGAAACCUUUCUAUGAAUGCAGCUUUGUAUCUUAUAAAAGGCCUGACAACUGUCAUGCCAUUUGGGGAAAAAAAUCUCAGUUUUAGACCUUUUGUUGACUGAACACUAAAAUUAGUUAAUUUUCAGCAUGCUAUUUCAUCUGCAUUUUCAUGACCCUUGUAUUCUAAAGUAAAGACGUAAAAAAAUACUGUUCCUUAAUGUAUAUCUUGGUUAUAUUAACCCCCAGUCUCUAGAGCGGCCAAGGUUCUCUCAGUAUUUUCUAUUGUAUGUUCUUUUUAAAUAAAAAACACCUAAAAAUGUUGUUCAGU
Molecule: messenger RNA, 6459 nt
Organism: Monopterus albus (swamp eel)
Lineage: Eukaryota; Metazoa; Chordata; Actinopteri; Synbranchiformes; Synbranchidae
Gene: zmym4.1
Product: zinc finger MYM-type containing 4, tandem duplicate 1
Exons: 27
Coding region: 293-5122 (1609 amino acids)
Molecular function (GO): zinc ion binding
Source: RefSeq, a predicted model, not a curated record